This is a messenger RNA of Sclerotinia sclerotiorum 1980 UF-70, 153 nucleotides long. RefSeq lists its product with no specific name. NCBI's taxonomy places the organism in Eukaryota, Fungi, Ascomycota, Leotiomycetes, Helotiales, Sclerotiniaceae. The transcript has 2 exons. The record is from RefSeq and is a predicted model, not a curated record. Bases 1 to 153 code for a protein of 50 amino acids.
AUGGCUACAAGUAUGGCUAAGGUAGGGGAAGAACGAGGUAAAGGCAAGCAGCUGUUCUUGUCAAUGGAAACCGGACAGGAAGAGGAAAAGAGAGAGUACUCCGUCCGGCACCGAGAGGAAAAUGUUAAAAAGAGGGGAAACACUUGGGCUUAA